This is a messenger RNA of Glycine soja, 814 nucleotides long. RefSeq lists its product as uncharacterized. Lineage: Eukaryota; Viridiplantae; Streptophyta; Magnoliopsida; Fabales; Fabaceae. The coding region runs from base 40 to 747 and encodes 235 amino acids. The transcript has a single exon. The record is from RefSeq and is a predicted model, not a curated record.
CAGUAGCCUCAAUAAAAUUUUAUUCUUCAAAACAAGGUCAUGGCAACAUUCAAUAACCUUUGUCUAAUGGUAGUAGUCUCCAUGGUCAUUACAGCUUUGUUGGUCAAAACAGGACAUUCAUACGAAGAUCAAUCAUCUGAGGAAGCUGUCCCUCCAAUGACUGAUGUUGAAGAACACUUGGUUGCUUGUAUAAUGAAGUUGCAAAGACCUUGUGAUGAGCUCUAUGUGUUCGGUACAAUAUUCUUUGGUAACAAAAGGAUUAGCAAAGAUUGUUGCACCAAUAUUCAUGACAUGGGAAAACCAUGCCAUGAUGCAUUGACAACAUAUUUUAUAGGAUUACCAAAAUUUGAAGCAAAGAGAACCCAAAUUUUAGAGAGGAGUAACCAAGUUUGGAAGCAAUGCAACAACACUUCUGCCCAACUAGAUCAUGAAGUUCCAAACAAUAAUCUUGCUAGUGAUGCAGGUUAUGUUCCAACUGAUCCACCUGUAAGCCCAUCAUAUGAAAAUUAUUUAAGGGAUUGUGCAGCUAAAUUGCAUCCACAUUGUGGUGACCAGUUUUAUGCUGGGAUAUUUUAUGGCAGGGGUACAAUUAGUAAAGAUUGCUGCAAAAACGUUGUCACGGAUGUAGGGAAAACUUGCUAUGAUAACAUGACCAAAUAUGUUUUGGGAUCACCGCAGUUUAAGGAAAAUGAGGCCCAAAUUAUGAAUAGGAGUAACCAAAUUUGGAAUGAUUGUACUUUAGAUUAGUCGGUAAUCUCUGAAGAAAGAAGUUUCAUAAUUUGAAUGCUUAUAUGUUAUUGUAAUUCUUAUUAUG